This is a messenger RNA of Endocarpon pusillum Z07020, 906 nucleotides long. RefSeq lists its product as uncharacterized. Lineage: Eukaryota; Fungi; Ascomycota; Eurotiomycetes; Verrucariales; Verrucariaceae. Gene Ontology annotation, cellular component: cytoskeleton. The record is from RefSeq and is a predicted model, not a curated record. The coding region runs from base 1 to 906 and encodes 301 amino acids. Gene Ontology annotation, molecular function: actin filament binding. The transcript has 2 exons.
AUGAGUCCUUUAGCAACCUCAGACCUCGGCCCUCAGCCAUUUGCUCCCAGUCUCACUCCUGUCGCUAAAAACGGGCAGCAUGUCCACGGCAAGGAGGACAUCGACCCUCUCAAAGCUAUGUCCCACGGCGACGUGACUCUGCCAGGUAUACCUACGUUCCCCUCCGCCGCCGCCAAGCGCCAAUGGCAACUCGAGCACAUGGCCGCAGCCUUCCGGCAUUGGUCGCGCGAGGGUUACGUGGAAGGAAUAUCAGGCCACAUCUCUGUGCGGGACCCGGAGCACCACGAGGCCUUUUGGACCAAUCCACUCGGGGUUCACUUCGGACUUCUGAAGGCGAGCGACAUGAUCCUCGUCAACCUGGAUGGUAGGGUUAUUGGUGGGAACCGGAGUCGCUGUCCCAAUGCAGCAGGAUUUUUGAUACAUGCGGCUGUGCACAAAGCCAGGCCAGAUGUGCAUGCGGUGUGUCAUGCGCAUACCGUUCACGGGAAGGCGUGGUCGUGUUUCGCAAGGCCGCUCGAAAUGCUUACUCAGGACACCUGUAAGUUUUACAAUGCGCACAGUGUGUAUGAUUCAUAUGGCGGAGUCGUUCUGGCAGCUGAAGAAGGAGAACGCAUCGCCAAUGCUCUGGGCUCGGGAAAAGGCUGCAUCCUCAUGAACCACGGCUUGCUCACAGCGGGAGGCACCGUCGAUGAAGCGGCUUUUCUGUUCGAAAGUAUGGAGAGGUCGUGUCAGGUACAACUGCUGGCCGAAGCUGCUGCUGCGAAUGGAAUGAAGAAGGUGAUUAUUAGUGACGAGGAAGCUGCGUACAACUUCAAACUGGAGAGUGAUGCGACGGUUCUUUAUGCGGAGUUUCAGGCUUACUAUGAUUAUGAGGAUUCCAUGUUGGAUGGUGCUUUCAAGAAAUGA